Fusarium mangiferae is the source of this 1341-nucleotide messenger RNA. RefSeq names its product trichothecene 3-O-acetyltransferase. Lineage: Eukaryota; Fungi; Ascomycota; Sordariomycetes; Hypocreales; Nectriaceae. The record is from RefSeq and is a predicted model, not a curated record. Bases 1 to 1341 code for a protein of 446 amino acids. The transcript has a single exon.
AUGGACGACCUAGACAUAGAGCUAGACAUCAUCGGCCAACAGCCGUUCAUGGUCAAGAUCUACACCCAAGUCAGCUUCUGCUUCCCCGUCACCGACCCCACCACGCACCCAACCAUCACCGCCACCUUCAGAAGCGGCCUACAGCGUCUAUCGCAGAGCUUCCUUUGGGUAGCUGGCCAAGUCAAAGACGAUGGCACUGGCGUAUUCAAGAUCAGGCCGUUCGAAGAGACACCGCCCUUGGUAGUUAAGGAUCUUCGAGAUGACCCCUCAGCACCGACAAUGGAGGGUCUGAGAAAAGCAGAGUUCCCCACGAGCAUGUUUGACGAGAAUAAAAUUGCGCCGAAAAAGACUUUGCCAUUUGGACCUGGUUUUUCACCUGAUGAUCCUUCGCCUGUGCUGAUGUUUCAGCUCAAUUUUAUUGAGGGCGGGCUCAUAUUCACUGUCAACGGACAACAUGGUUGCAUGGACAUGACGGGUCAAGAUGAGCUCAUUCGACUACUCUCGAAGGCGUGUCGCGGCGAAGACUUCUCGGAAGAAGAGAGAUCAACAAUGAACCUUGACCGCAAGACCAUCGUUCCGCCGCUCGAAAAUUACGAACUCGGGCCUGAGUUGGAUCAUCAAAUCAUCAAGCCCCCACCAACGACCGAGACCCCAACAGCGCGGCCAAAAGCAAGCUGGGCAUUCUUCUCAUUCAGUCCGCAAGCUCUGUCCGAGCUUAAAGACAAGGCGACACAAAGUCUUGACCAAAGCACAAAAUUCAUCUCAACAGAUGAUUCCCUCUCGGCGUUUAUCUGGCAAUCCGUCAGCCGCGCCCGUCUCCCCCGUUUGGAUGAUUCUACUUCGACUCAAUUCUGUCGCGCCGUCGAUGUACGCCCUCACCUAGACGUGCCAAAGACCUACCCAGGAAUCCUCCAAAACAUGACCUAUAGCGUCUCGAGCCUCUCUAAAAUCGCUAACGAGCCCCUCGGCAUCGUAGCAUCUCGCUUGCGGUCUCAACUCGGCCGCGACGAUCUCCGCCGGCGGACCCGAGCCAUGGUGACGUAUCUUCAGGACCAGACAAACAGGGCAAAUGUGUCUGUUACGGCAGAUGCGAAUCCAUCGACGGACAUUAUGUUAAGUUCGUGGGCGAAGCUGAAAUGCUGGGAGUAUGACUUUGGACUUGGAUUGGGAAAUCCCGAGAGUGUGAGGAGGCCUUUGUUUGAGCCGUUUGAGAGUCUGAUGUAUCUCAUGCCCAAGAGACCAGACGGAGAAAUAACCGCGGCGAUAUCAUUGAGGGAUGAAGAUAUGGAGAGAUUGAAGAGUGAUGAGGAGUGGAAAGCGUAUGGGAAGUUCAUUGGCUAG